GUUCCGAUGAAUUUUUAUGUAGUAUAGAGUAUGAUAAUGAAUGCUGCGUUCCGUAAUUCGCGGAUGGACUCAUUUGGGUCUUCUUCGAAAAUCCGUUCCACAUCUAGAAUAGCGUCCUUGGUGCGCACUAUACGGUGUCUCUAAGGAUGCGAUUAUCCACUGGAGUAAACGUAAACUAGCGGUUGAUAAUUACAAAUUUUUAACCAAAUUUGUGUAAGUAAGUAAGACCGUUCAAGUCUUAAAGUUUGCAAAAAUAUUUCUUUAGGAAAGAGCUAAACUUUGACUAAUUAUUUUUCUCGAGCAAUCGUCCACCUAUUACUCUUUGCGUUCAAGUGCGCGAAUUAAAGGUCGUACGCAUUACCUCACAUAUUUCUAAGUAUUAGGGCUCUGUAAAGGAACCUAUGGUUUGGAGGAGAUACAAGAAAGAUUUCAAAGCUAUCGUUUACUAUAGAUGAACUAAAUACUAUAUUUUGUGGGGAAAUUUGUUUAACACUUUUUUCCCGCAAGUUCCGAAAACGUUGAUCUAAUUUCGGCAAUUCAACAUCUGUCAAACUCAAUUUGCCGUCAGAUGAGGUAAGUAAGGGAAAUAUGGUCAGUUUGAGACUUAUUUAAUCAGUAAGGGAACUUCUUCGCUUAAAGCUGACGAUAUUUUUACUACAAGCUGCGAACACUUUUGGGUAACCCUAAAACAAAUGAGAUGGAACUGGGCGAUCGCACUAAAUUGGCCAAUAGCACAUCAAUCUAACGCCAAACGUCUGUUUAAUUGUUUAUAAAUUGCAAACAGACAGAAGAAGCCUACAAUAACAACACUACUACAACAAAUCGCUGUGUUAUCUGAAGUAUAUUCAAGGGUCGUUGCUCACAGUAUUCGUUAUGUAACGGAAUCGUUAAGAAUAGGAGUGCCGCUGUAUACGACUUGUAGCAGACUAAGACUCAAGUAUGAUAAAAACGCUCAAUGUUUCCGUUUUUGAAAAUGCUUCAAUUUUGUUACACAAUGUAACGGCGUUAGUGACCAGCACCCACUGGCGUGUUAGCAGCAUUUCUAUACCGUUUAGAUCAGUUAGAUCGUGCAACGCACACGAGACAGUUCGAAUGAAUUCGAAAGCGCUACAAAAUAUUACCUAUCUAGAUAACACAGUACAGUGGAAAUAAAUGUUAAAUGUUUUUACAAACUCACUUACGGACAUAAAAUUACAUGCCAAAACGAGUAAUACAUACAUAUCUAUGUGAUUAUUGCAAUUAGCACUUUGAUAACUAAAUCGGUAAAAAGUCGCCUUGAAUGGUGAAUUAUUUCGAGCAGUUGAAUUCAAAAUUAAAUUGGUGCAUCAUUUACAUUUGAGUAAAAACUUAUACGAAAUUAUGGAGCACAUUUUUAACGAAUAUUAAAAGGAUUUACCUAGGCCAACAAUACCAAAUAAUAAGCAAUUAUAAAUUUUGGAGUUGAAUAUGUUUCAAAAGCACGCGAAGCAUUCGGCCGCAAUUUGGUAGUGCUCACCGAAACGAAUAGCAUGAAUUCAUGCUUCAGCGGAACGGUUUCAAUCAGCGUUCAUCUCAUAAAAAUACCGUUUUUAUUUUUGUUUUGUCACACUCCGUUUUGUGUGAGUAAACCCAAACUGGAGUUGUGAACAACUGGAAGCUGAAGCAUGCUUAUGAUUGUCCGUCGGCCACAUGCGAACUGCAGCUGGUGGAGCAGUGGGUUCCUGGCUAUGUCAAUUCUGCAGUUGAUGUCUUUGGCACGUGCACAUUUCGUACAGAUUGAUAAUAAUGCAUUUCGCAAUAAUUAUUUCCCUCGUCCUCCCAUCGACCCACCAGCACCAGCGCCCCCUUCGUUGACUCAAGCAGGGCAGUUGCCGCGACACUUCGACGGCAGACAACCGUCGCCAGCCGAACUCAUGGCCGAUUUGAGCAAUGAUCUCACCUACCGCAUCCUUCAUUAUCAUUCGAUACUCAACAGAAACAACUUCGCCUUUUCGCCCACUGCACUGAUGAGUGUGUUAAUCGCCCUGUAUGAGGGUUCGGCAGGUCGGAGUACUUUGGAAUUGCACAAGGUGCUGAUGCUCCCAAAUGGUCAGGAUGUAAUUCGUGUAGGCUAUCGAGACAUUCAUCGCAGGUUAAGGACAUACUUUUUUGGAUCCGAGAACCCGCUAAAAGGUCUAAGUCUUAAUAAAGAUAAUGUAACCAUUACUCAUGGGUAUGAGGCUGUUUUGACAUUUUAUGGUUAUGAUUUGGGAAUGGAUAUGGUAUCCUCUACAGUCUCUGCGCCGUCUUCUACAACUUCCUUGCCGAAUAUAACUGAUGAAAUAACAAUGACGACAACAACAAGCCUCCCAAAAACUUACACAACAAUUGUUCCAAACUCCCCCAUGGAGGACAUUACUGAAAAAAUAUCGACAAAGGAAAGCAAUAUAGUCACCACCACAAAACCGAAAACAACAACUUCUCCUCCAAUUAUAACCACAGAAACCGAAACUAUUGCUAAUACAAGAACUGAAGAUAAAUCAACAACAGAAAAAAUUAUCACUACAACAGAAAUGGUAACUCCAGAAGAUAUUACCACAGUGAACCCACCAACAACAACGACAACAACUGAAGAAGUCACUACAGAAACAAAUGAUGACACAACAACAGUAACUACCGCACCAAUAACGGAAAACAACGCUGAUGCGGCCGAAUUCGUAUCUCCAACAUCCAUUGAAUUUAACUCAAGCCCAUUUCAGCGGUUACAGAAGAUGCGACCAAUACAUACACCAAGCUCAAAACUGCAAGCCCCUAUAUCACCAAUUUCAACACCGAAAUAUAAUUACUUGCCACAGUACGCGCGUUCCCGAAGUGGUCGACACAAACGGCAUUCAACCGGUUUCAAAGAGAUCGACACAAAUCUGUUCGUGACGCUCUUUAACCCUCAGCAUCAGCUGCACCAUGAUUUUUACGCAAUAACUCAGCCAAUAAGUGGGUCUGCCACGCUGGGACAAUACACUAGUGAGUUUGAUGUCGAAACUUUGGAUGCACGACUUUUGAAAUUGGCGAACGCCAGAAGCAAUUAUGGCUACAAUACCGAUGUCAUUAGCCACGUAUUCUACUUGGGGAACCAACAACUAGUUCACACUACGUUCAAGGUCUACAACGCAGUGUUGUAUUUUAAAUAUUUUGAAAAUUUAAAAAUGAGCGCUCUUGAACUAGAAUUGGAUACACCGGAUUAUAACUUGAUCAUUUUGCUACCAGAUUCUCCUGUAGAUUUAUUAUCAACAACGGCUUCACUUGGUUUGGCCCCGUCUUUGCGGCUGAUGAGAAAACAACUAAAACCUAGAUGGGUUCAAGCGAUAAUUCCGGACUUUAAAUUACAUGGAAUAAUAUUUCUGACCAAUGACCUUCAAAAUAUGGGUGUGUGUGAUAUAUUUGAGCCAAAUCGUGCGGAUUUUCGACCCAUGACAGACGAGAAAGGAAUUUACGUAAAGCACAUUGAACAAUCGAUUAACGUUAAUAUACGAACACAUCCAAUAAACCAGUUAAAACGUAAUUACGGACCUCAAACGUCGCCUAUUCAGAUAUCUGUAAACCAUCCCUUUCUAUUUUUUGUAAUCGACCGAGAUCUAGAUAUUGCUGUAAUGGCCGGUCGUAUUUUAAAUCCUUUGAAUGUACGAAUACAGUAAUGUCAAACAGUUCACAGUAACAACAGUACGCCGUACUUCUAUAAAAUGUAGCCAAUUUUGGAGAUUAUGCAACAAUAGCGGAUAAAUUGAAUGAUAAGUAUAUUAAUUACUGUAAUAUAACUUAAUUUUCUCUUUAGAUAGAAUAAUUAUAGUAUAUUUAACAGUAUUUAAAAUUAGUUCACUCAAUCUUUAAAUUUAUUUUCGAAAUAUGUCUAAUUAGGUAUGAACACAGGGGGUGGUUAAUAUGAAUAUAUGCGGAAUAUGAUCUAAUUAAAAAAAAAAUCGGGGAUUAAGAUAGCGAAAAAUUCAAUAUGGAAAUAUACCAAGUUCAAAUACUCAAAGCCAAUUUAAGUACAUAUAAUUUUAGGAUUAGGUGAAAUUAAUGUGAUUAAUCCUGUUUAGGGCUAAGUUAUGUAAUAUUUGUAGUUUGAGAUUUUGAAUUUGUUUGUCUUUUCUGUAAAAUAUGUGAUCACGUUUUUGUUGUAUCCGCAACAUUUUCAAUCUUUCUCUUUCCACAGCAAUUCGAUACAAAUGCAAUUGCCGAAUCCGUUGAGAACGAGUCCGUGGUGAAUGACCGUUAAUACGAAGGCGUAUAUGUCGCAACCUUUUCGAUUUACAGUUGCAUUUAUGACUUGUUUGCAUAUUUUGCGUUUGAUUUUUCGAUUCAGCAACCUCAGUUUCAACAAUAGGUGUUGAAUUUACGUUAAAAAAUUGUGGCCCUUCAUACAUUCGUUUAAUUACUCCGUGAUUAAUUGGCAUUGAUGCCGAAAUCGGUUCACGUAAACCAAAAUAUUCACUCCGAUUUUUAUUUAUUUGCUUACCGGAAGACGAGGUUUCAAAAUCGUCUAAUGAAAUUGCCUUUUCAAUCUUUAUUGCGACCUCUUGUAUUGGUGGUGGCAUAACGUAAAAAUUAUGCCCAUUUAUUGUUGCGUCUUGAGCUGUAAAUGAAAUACCAUAAAUGUUUUUUUUGUUAAUAAGUUAUUAAAUCCGACUCCAUCAUUACCCAUUGGUUCUGAUGAGCAACCAGGUAAUGUCAUAUGUUUAAUCUCUUGUGCAAAACCCUUUGCUAAUGCAUCUUUCACUUUUUUAGCCUCAGCUGCACGUAUACGUCCCAAUUGUUGUUUUAACCUAUCUUUCGAUCGUUGAUAGCCAGCCGCCCGCAUAUUAGUUGCUAUAUCAUCCCAUGCCUCCGAUUUCUUCUUUAUUGUCAUUGUAUCACUUCCUUUAUUUUCUAAAAUAACUUGGUGAAUACGCGUUAAAGAUAGUAGCAUUUGUUUUUCCGCUUCGGUCCAAUUUGGUUGUCGUUCCCUUUUUUCUUUCAUUUUGAUGUUAGAAGCUACUACUACAAUAAGAAUAUAUAGUUAACAAUAUUCUUUCACUUGCAAACAAUUAUAGUUUAUAUUUACCACAUAAAUCCAUAACUCUAUUUAGAGUACCUUCCAAAACUUUCAUAGAAAUAUCUAGUGUUAAUGCCAGUAAUUAAUUUUUAAAUGCGUACCGGUAUUUUGAUGUAACCUUUUCAAAAAUUUAAGUUCUUUAUUAUGUUCCCCACAGAAAAAAUAAAAUAAGAGUGCUGCCAGAGUUUCAAAGUACUAUUCUACUAAGAUAACGGAACGAAAGUUAAAAUGUUGCUAACACAAUGUUGAUGCAACAUAAUAAUUUCUACUAUAAAUUAUUCCAUGUACAUCUACAUUAGCUCAUUCAUGUUUAAUUAAAAUAUGCACGAAAUACUUCUUUUUGAUUUUAUUUAUUUCUCGUUUGAAUAUUCUAAGGUAUAUAAAAAGUUAGCUACAAUUGAUUAUCCGAAACAUAAAACUUCCGACGUGCUACUAUUGCCACCUACAUGUAUGUACAUACAUUGCAAAAUACAUUAAUUAUUAUGUACAAUAUAUCUCAUUUGUCAGAAAAGUACAAUUGAUGAACAGAUACACUUUCUUUUAAUAAAUUAUGGAAUUUAUUUUAGAAAUUUCGCUCUACAACAUUUCUUAAACCAAUAAACUAAGAAGAGGCAACGAGGACUCAUUUACAAAAGUUUGUAAAAACCGAAAAAUGGUGUAGAUAGAAAUUUAAUAUUUCAUUUACCACGCGUUAUUCGCGUAUAGUUUUUAAAAACAUCACAAAUUUUUACAAGAGUUAUAUUGUUUGUACAUUGUCUGAUAUUAGGUCGGCUUGUGUUUUGAAUAUAUUACUUGUAAUUAUGUAUGAACAUAUGUAUAUGUAGUUAAUAUAAAUACACACCAAAUACGGUACAAACACAAAAUAAGCUGGCAUUCGUAAAUACAUCGGAUGUAUGGGAAUCAGCUUCGGCAUCCCAACAGCAUUUUGCUAUAUACCGGCAACCAGCACCUAGCUGUUGACCCAAUGUUACUUGUACAACAUGCUUAAAGCGGGGCAUUUGAACAAUAUCUUUUACGGCGGAACUGACUUCAUCAGAAAUCUCUCGUGUCCACUUACGAGCGUCAUCUGGAUUAUAUACUUUCCCUAAAAAAUAAAAUAUACUUUUCUUUAUAAAAGUCUAAGAAAAUCAAAAUAAACAAAGCAUGUAUGUAGUAUUACCCUGCAGUUUAUCAUAUAUUGUGGACUGGAUAAUACUUUUGAUAUGAGAUGCUGGGAAAAGUUCUCUUAAGGAGGGUUUCAUCCGAUAUGACGUUACAGGCAAAUUUGGUCCUACUUCUUCGGUUGCAUCCUCAACUAUUAGCAAGUCAGCUGCAUCACCAACAUCUGUAACGCGCCUAUCAUCGUAAUCGCCUUCCGCAUCCAUUUUAUAUAUUAUAUUAAUACUAAUUUUUUAACAAAUAAAUAAACUUUAAAAUGUAUUUUUUAGUCCCAAAUGUGUAUACUGAAGUAAGUUGCCUAGCAAUAUUUUAAUAAAAAUCAAAAAUCAACGAUGCACAAGUAAAUCAAAAAUAAAUACAA
Bactrocera oleae (olive fruit fly) is the source of this 6566-nucleotide messenger RNA. It is a transcript of the gene Spn85F, whose product is annotated as Serpin 85F. Gene Ontology annotation, molecular function: serine-type endopeptidase inhibitor activity. Lineage: Eukaryota; Metazoa; Arthropoda; Insecta; Diptera; Tephritidae. The record is from RefSeq and is a predicted model, not a curated record.